AUGUUGUCUGUAGCUCUGCUGCUGCUGCUGCUGGCAGCUGGAUCCUGUGUUUCUGGUUGGACCAUAACUGAGUCUGGACCAGCGGCUAAAAGGCCUGGAGAGUCCCACAAACUGACCUGCACAUAUUCUGACAUCUCAACCGAUAGUGGUUUUGGCUGGAUCAGACAAGCACCAGGAAAAGGACUGGAAUGGAUUGCAUUCAUCAGUGGGCCAAGUGGAAGCACUAAGUCCUACUCCCAGUCAGUCCAGGGUCGGUUCACCACCUCCAGAGACAACAGCAGACAGCAGGUGUAUCUCCAGAUGAGCAGUCUGAAGACUGAAGACUCUGCUGUUUAUUACUGUGCCAGAGACACACAACACAAUUAUUUUGCCUACUGGGGAAAAGGCACGGUGGUCACGGUCUCAUCAGCCACACCAAAGGCCCCUACUGUGUUUCCUCUGGAGCAAUGUGGCCCCGAGACCGGAGACACCGUGACUCUCGGCUGCCUCGCCACCGACUUUACACCCGCCUCACUGGGCUUCAGAUGCACCAACGCUGAGGGAGUUGCCCUGCCUGAUGUACUUCAGUACCCCGCUGUUGAGAAAAACAGGGCUUACUUUGGAGUCAGUCGGGUCCGCGUGCAGCGAGACUACUGGGACGCCAGGAAAGUUGUCAACUGUGUUGUUGAGCAUUCAGCAGGACAAAAACAAUGCCGCCUUCAGAAGAAAGUGCAGCGGGUUGUCCAUCCGACCGUCACCAUGUCCCCUGACUGGAGGUGGGUCUCUGGGGCUGCAGAAGUGAGCCUUGUGUGCACCUACAGCAGUUACUACCCAGACGACCUAGAGGUGCAGUGGCAAAUAGACAGCCGUGCUGUCGACAUCGUUCCGGUCCAAAAGAAGUUUCAAGCUGUGGAAAAGGAGGGAAAAACUUUCAGCCUAAGGAGCCAGAUUGAGUUGGACCGGAAAAACUGGACAAAUGGCUCAAAUGUCACGUGCAAGUCCAAACACCACGACGCCGAGUUGAGCAAAACAAUCAGUAUUUGUGCAAUUUACCCUUCCUCCCCUCCUUGCAUUCACCUGGAGACCCCCAGCUUCAAAACAGUGAUGAUGGCAAAGCCUGAGGUGACGGCUACGUGUGUGGUUGAGACUGUCUAUGAUGCCAAGGUGACCUGGCAUGUCGAUGGGGAAGAAAUCUCGGCCACAAGAACCGUGCCGAACCGGACCGGCAGCAAGACCUAUUUCAGCAGCAACCUGACUGUUUCCACAGACAAGUGGAUGACGUACAGUCGCGUGACAUGUAGGGCUGAACACCCCUGCUCCCCUCCAGCUGAAAAGACGGUGGAUAUAAGGCUUACAGCGGACAGGGCCCCGUCGGUGCUGAUCAGAAGAUCUCUGCCACACUUGCCUCAUGGAGACGAUGCCGUGCUGGAGUGUGAUGUCAGACAACUCUCCUCUAGCGACCUCUACGUCACCUUUCAGGCCAACGGAAGUGACAUAUCUGAAAAACAAUUUGUUGAUCUUUCCAAAGCCACAGGCCUCACUUCAACCACUCUCCAGUUCUCAGUUCCAAAAACCCACCAGGGAAAAGACAACACGUUCACCUGCAAAGUGAACCAAGGCUUCGUCAACAGCUCGGUAUCAGACUCAACCGGACGGAUUUUUGGUGACCUGUCAAUGGAGCUUCUUCUGGUCCCCAGUAAAGACUCAGGACAACAGAAACUCUUGUGUAUUGGCUGGGGUUUCAGUCCCCAAAUCAAAUGGCUUUCUGGGUCUCAGGACAGAUCGGCAUCAACUAAAGACAUCUUAUUAGGUGAAGACGGUCGUGUGGCAGUAAUCAGUCAUCUCAAUGUGCCUCAAAACGAGUGGACAAAAGCAGUGGUCUUUACUUGUGAAGUCUCUGACAAGGUUUUAAAUAAAACUGUCCGCGAUGAAAUGGGCUUCUGUUCAGUAACAGCAGCAUCAUCUCGGAAAGCUGGUGUCUUCAUUCAGGGUCCAGCUCUCCAGGAACUGCAGACGGAUGAACAGUUGGCUUUCACCUGUCUUCUGGUUGGUCAAAAUCUUGAAGAUUUCUCCAUCACUUGGAAAGUUGGUGGAAAUAAGUCUCAGAGGGCAUUGACUGAACCACGGCUGAGUCACGACAAUGGGACCGAGACCAUUCGUAGCUUCCUGAACGUAUCAGCAAAGGCUUGGCUCACAUAUACACAAGUAUCCUGUGAGGGGAAGCACCUAUGCUCCACACAGGGUUACGAGACGCACAUAAGCAGAAGUAGAGAUCCUAAGCCGCCAUUUGUGAAGAUAACAAGGCUGAAUGACACGGACCUGCCGGGCUCAAACAUGGAAACGCUCAUUUGCCUUGUGACUGGAUUUUCCCCCUCUGGCAUCUUAGUGUUUUGGGAGAAGGACGCCUUGAGGCUGCCAGUAUCACAAUAUACUAUCAGCCCUGUCUGGAAAUACACAGACAGCAACACCUUCUCACUGAACAGCAGACUGAACAUAUCCCGGCGGUCCGAGAGGGACCAGGAAGCAGCAUAUUCCUGUGUAGUAAAACACGAGUCAUAUGAGGAACUAUUCAAAAGCACAGUACAACCUGUGUUUGCUCCAGUGACACCGAGUCCACCUUCAGUCACCCUCCUCCAUGGCCCUGGCGAGCUUGUGUGUCUGGCAAAUGGUUUCAGGCCUGCACCGGUGAACAUCAGCUGGUUCCUUGAUGAGACUACAGAGUUGUGGAGCUACAACACCAGUGAGCCACACAGAGGACCACAGGGGGACUUCAGCGUCCAGAGCCGACUCCGCCUGCCCCCUGUUGACUGGCCACUCGGGGCAGUCUACACUUGCAGGGUGACACAUGUUACCCUGACACUGGCCUUAAAUUUCACCAAACCAAAACUUCUAGACCAUGUGUACGUUGACCAGAACCAGCAUGAUGUUGUUAUUCAAGAUGUGGAGGAAGAAGACUGGUACAUGGCCUUCACUUUCCUCCUGCUCUUCUUCAUUUCCCUUCUCUAUGGAGUGACAGUCACCCUCAUAAAGUCGAACCCGCUUCAGUGGAGAACAGCCUGACAACUCGAGGGUUGUUCACAUCUUUAUGCCAGAACAACAACGGCUCAGUCCAGACCCCUCUUAGACCACUCCGGUCUCUCCGGACCUGUCUUUCAAUACUACUCAGCUUGAUUUAGUGACGUGGACACCAAGUGGUCAGCACCGCUUCCACCCAGCCAGAGGGCCCCUGUGUAUCCCAGCCCAUCUGUGUGGAGAUCCACGUGCUCCCUGUGUGUGCACGGGGUUGGGUUACACAUGCUCUCCUCCCGCUGCACAAAGGUGUG
Lampris incognitus (smalleye Pacific opah) is the source of this 3302-nucleotide messenger RNA. RefSeq names its product immunoglobulin mu heavy chain-like. Lineage: Eukaryota; Metazoa; Chordata; Actinopteri; Lampriformes; Lampridae. Bases 1 to 3039 code for a protein of 1012 amino acids. The transcript has 14 exons. The record is from RefSeq and is a predicted model, not a curated record.